Molecule: messenger RNA, 239 nt
Organism: Tupaia belangeri chinensis (Chinese tree shrew)
Lineage: Eukaryota; Metazoa; Chordata; Mammalia; Scandentia; Tupaiidae
Product: NADH dehydrogenase [ubiquinone] 1 alpha subcomplex subunit 1-like
Exons: 1
Coding region: 13-225 (70 amino acids)
Cellular component (GO): respiratory chain complex I
Source: RefSeq, a predicted model, not a curated record
UUGGGUGCCGAGAUGUGGUUCGAGAUUCUCCCUGGGGUUGCUGCCAUUGGCAUGUGCUUGGUCAUUCCUGGACUGGUCACUGCGUACAUGCACAAGUUCAUGAACAGGGACAAGGAAAAGAGGGUUGCCCAUUUUACCUAUCAGUGGCAUUUGAGGGGAAGAGAUCGGUGCAUCUCUGGAGUUAAUUGUCACUAUGUGUCAAAGGGUUUGGAGAACAUUGAUUAAGGAAGCAGUUUUUA